Fomitiporia mediterranea MF3/22 is the source of this 2472-nucleotide messenger RNA. RefSeq lists its product as uncharacterized. The record is from RefSeq and is a predicted model, not a curated record. The transcript has 7 exons. The annotation marks the transcript as partial. Gene Ontology annotation, biological process: mRNA splicing, via spliceosome. Lineage: Eukaryota; Fungi; Basidiomycota; Agaricomycetes; Hymenochaetales; Hymenochaetaceae. Gene Ontology annotation, cellular component: spliceosomal complex; Prp19 complex.
GUAUGGAAAAACACGGAAGAUGAGGUGCUGAAGGCGGCCAUCGCAAAAUACGGCAAGAACCAAUGGGCUCGUAUAUCCUCUCUUCUUGUUCGUAAAACGCCUAAACAGUGCAAGGCGCGAUGGUAUGAGUGGUUGGAUCCAUCGAUUAAAAAGACGGAAUGGUCGAAAACGGAGGAUGAGAAACUGCUUCAUCUAGCGAAGCUCAUGCCGACGCAAUGGAGGACAAUUGCACCUAUCGUUGGACGGACUGCGACGCAGUGUCUUGAACGGUAUCAAAAGUUGCUAGAUGAGGCGGAGGCAAAGGAGAACGAGGAGCUCGGUUUGGCUGGCCCAGGUGAUGCUGGUCCCAGUGCGGACGACGUACGGAAGCUCAGACCAGGUGAAAUUGACCCCGAUCCGGAGACGAAGCCUGCACGACCAGAUCCGAUUGACAUGGAUGAAGAUGAGAAGGAAAUGUUAUCUGAAGCUCGUGCACGCCUUGCCAACACACAGGGAAAGAAAGCAAAACGGAAGGCCCGCGAGCGCCAGCUUGAGGAAGCCAGACGGCUUGCAAUGCUGCAGAAGAAGAGGGAACUCAAAGCAGCUGGUAUCAUCAUGCGCCAUAAAUCCAAAAGGGGUGGCAUGGAUUACAAUGCAGAUAUUCCCUUCGAGAAAAAGCCUGCUCCAGGUUUCUAUGAUACGUCGGAAGAACAGGCAAAAGCGUCUGUUGCUCCAGUGGGCCAAUCUCUUCGACGGCUCGAGAAUAAGCGGAAGCCUGAGGAAGAGGAGGCUGAACGGAAGAAGAGACAGCGAAGGGGCAAGGAAGGAGAGAACGAGCAUCAAACGAAGUUCGUUGCUCCUCGUGACGCUCAGAUACAGAAACUCAAGGAGGCAGAGCAAAUUGGCAAGAGACGAAAAUUAGUUCUUCCGGAUGCGCAAGUCGGCGAAGAGGAACUUGAAGAGAUAGUCAAGAUUGGACAGGCGGGCCAGAGUGCCCGUGCUCUAGUUGGUGAGGGGCCGGAAGCUAGUGAGAAGCUUUUGGGAGAGUACGAAGGGCUGGCGAGCGCACGAAUGGCUCGUACACCACGAACGGCACCGCAACAUGAUAAUGUCAUGACGGAGGCGCGUAAUCUUCGCAACAUGAUCGCUGUACAGACACCUCUUUUAGGUGACGAGAACACUCCUCUACACACUGCUCCUGGUGGAGGAACCGGAUUUGAGGGUGCUACUCCCCGUCAUCAGGUCGCAUUUACGCCUAAUCCUCUGGCGACUCCGGCCCGCCAGGACAGUCUCGGCCCUGGUGCUACUCCUCGCUCUGAAUUUCCCGGCGCUACGCCGCUACGAACUCCUUUGCGCGACAACCUCAGCUUGAACCCCAGUGGUGCAGCUUCAUCCGUUGGAGAUACUCCUCGGGAGCGGCGUGGUCGUGGUGGGAUGUCUUCGCUCAAAUCAGCCUUCAUGAAUCUUCCCAGACCUGAGAACAACUUUGAGUUGCUUGUUCCUGAAGACGAAGAACAGGAUGAAUCAACGGCUGCAGUUCCUAUGGAGGAAGAUGCUGCAGAGCGAGACGCGAGAUUGAAGAGACUGAGAGAGGAGGAAGAGAGAAAGGCCUUUUCUCGACGUAGCCAGGUGGUGCAAAAGGGUUUACCCCGGCCAGUGAACGUGGAUGUCGAAAAGCUCUUGGAAGAGUUGUCUUUGACUCCCGAUGACGAACCGGAACUCGGUGCGGCUAGGAAACUUGUUGACAACGAGAUGGCGAAGCUAUUACAGCAUGAUGCGAUCGCAUUUCCUCUUCCUGGUACUUCGAUCGCUGGCUCGACGCGGUCCACUUAUGAGUACCCCGAAGACGAUUACGUCGAUAAGGCGAAGGCACUUCUCCAUUCGGAAUUAGCUGCUUCACUUGGCUUCCCAAAUACAUCGCCUUCGCAGGUGUCCGAAGGUUUGAUGGCUACUGCAACGGCCGAAGAACUUGAUGAUAGCGUCUUAUGGGAUAAACAGCGCGAGACACUGGUGUUUGACGCAAAAACAUCAACCUGGGUGGAUCCGUCCAGCCUAUCCUUUGCAGAUCGAUUAGCAGGAUACGAUGCUCUUCUUCGGGACGAUAGAGAUACGAUAGCGAAGGAGGCAAGUAAAGUAGCAAAGGCAGAGAAGAAGCUCGGUAUACAGCUUGGAGGGUACCAGACGCGCUUCAAAGCCCUUGCGAAGCGUGCAACAGAUGCGUUUGACGAAAUGCAGAAGGGUCAAAUUGACCUGGCUAGCUUCAUCCAGCUGCAGGUGAACGAACAAGUUGUAGGUCCGCGUAGGGUAGAGGCAUUAAAGAGGGAAGUUGACACUUUGGAGAGGAGGGAAAGGCACCUGCAAGGGCGAUACCAGGAGCUCGCGAGGGAUAAGGAAGAAAGUGAGGCUCGUGUGGCAGCGCUUGAAGAAAAGAUAAUGGCGGAAGCGGAGGCAUUGAACGAGGCAGCUCUAGCGGAUACUUUCCCUACAAGUUAA